AUGUCCAAUUCAAAAAACUGUCAUUCUUCAGAGUCGAAUCAGUCAACAAGUGAUCACUCUACAACUGAUGACUCUAUCGAUGACUCUAUCGAUAACGCUAUUGAAAGCGCACUCGAAAACGCUCUCAAUUCACCUACUUCCGAUUUAAUAUCAUCCUCCGAUUUAGAUUUAUCGUCAUCUUCAUCAGACAGUGACUCUUCUGGUAUCCUAGAUUUAGCCAUAAAUGCAGCCAUCGCACAUUUAAUUGAAGAUCUAGAAAAUCCAUCUUCAUCAACUUCUGAAUCGGAAUCCGAAUCCGAAUCAUCUUCUAGUACCGAACGAUCACCUUCUCCUGAUCAAUCACUUUCUCCACACCAUUCACCUUUUCCUGAAGAAUUCCCUUCUCCUCAAUCUUCACCUUGUCCUAAACCUAAACCUUCUUUCAAACCAUCACUUCAACAUACUCGAAAAAGUUGA
Molecule: messenger RNA, 456 nt
Organism: Melampsora larici-populina 98AG31
Lineage: Eukaryota; Fungi; Basidiomycota; Pucciniomycetes; Pucciniales; Melampsoraceae
Exons: 2
Coding region: 1-456 (151 amino acids)
Source: RefSeq, a predicted model, not a curated record